Messenger RNA from Ascochyta rabiei, 4695 nucleotides. RefSeq names its product ATP-binding cassette glutathione S-conjugate transporter ycf1. The transcript has 8 exons. The record is from RefSeq and is a predicted model, not a curated record. Lineage: Eukaryota; Fungi; Ascomycota; Dothideomycetes; Pleosporales; Didymellaceae. Gene Ontology annotation, molecular function: ATP hydrolysis activity; ATP binding; ABC-type transporter activity. The coding region runs from base 1 to 4695 and encodes 1564 amino acids. Gene Ontology annotation, biological process: transmembrane transport. Gene Ontology annotation, cellular component: membrane.
AUGCAGGGCCAGCAAGUUCCCUUCUUGCCCUCUUCUCCGCUCGAGCACGGCGCCGGCAUCCGCUACGGUUUUGGUUCUGGUUCUGGUUCUGGUUAUGGUUCUGGCUCUGACGCUGGACCUGGUUAUGGUUAUCUCCAUGCCUCCAAGAACAACGGUCAGCCGCUAUGCGGCAACAGCGAGGGCUGGGGCCCCAUGAGCCCCAUUCGCUUCGACUUUACGCCCUGCUUCCUCGACGUCUGGAUCAUGGCCGUCGCCGUGUGGGGAAUUGUAGGAGGCGUGGGCGCGCUGUUCUACCUGUACAGAAAGUGCACCCCGCAGCCGGUGAAGUGCAAUUGGCAUUUCUACGCAAAGCUGAUUACGCUCGGAGCCCUCAUCGCCACCACGGCCGUGCAAGCCGCCCUCCAGAUCGAGUACCUGACCGGCAUCUGGGCUGGCGAUUUCCGCUUCUGGGCUACCGCUGCCACCACCGUCUCGCUGUUCGUUAUCUCGUACAUCCAGUAUGUCGAGCACUGGCGCUCGCGCAAUGCUAAUGGAGUCGUCCUCUUCUACUGGCUGCUCUUCCUCGUUGCAAGCGCCGUCAAGCUCCGCUCGCUGGUUGCUCAGAAGUUGUACACGGAGCACCCAGCCUACUUCGCCGUCUUCACUGCUAGCGUGGCUCUGGCGGCCAUUGAGUUUGCCCUUGAAUGGCUGGUGCAGAAGAGACUCAGCGACUACGAUGCGUUGGGUGACGACGACGAGUGUCCCUACGAAUACGCUGAUAUCUUCUCAGUCUUGACCUUUGGCUGGAUGACGCCCAUGAUGAAGCGCGGCUACAAGCAUUUUCUGACACAGGAUGAUCUAUGGAACUUGCGCAAACGCGACUCGACCAAGCACACCGCUGAGACAUUCGACGAGAACUGGACUCAUGAGAUGGAAAGCAAGAAAAGCCCUUCCCUCUGGAUGGCUCUGUUUCGUUCUUUUGGUGGCCCCUACUUUCGCGGUGCUUGUAUCAAGACUGUCAGCGACUGUCUUAAUUUCGUCCAGCCUCAACUACUGAGACUUCUGAUCAGCUUCGUAGCCUCGUAUCAGAGUCAUGAUGGGCAGCCAGCUCAUCCCCAGCCAGUUGUACGAGGAGCUGCCAUUGCUCUCGGCAUGUUCGCCGUUUCCGUCUCGCAGACAGCUUGCCUCCACCAGUACUUUCAGCGAUCGUUCGAGACGGGCAUGCGCAUCAAAUCCUGCUUGACCGCUGCCAUCUACUCAAAGUCCACGCGUCUCUCCAACGAGGGUCGAGCCACCAAGUCGACUGGCGACAUUGUCAACUACAUGGCUGUUGACACGCAACGUCUCCAGGACCUAGCCCAGUACGGACAGCAGUUGUGGUCCGCCCCUUUCCAGAUUGUGCUUUGUAUGCUCUCUCUAUACCAGCUUCUCGGUGCAGCAUGUUUUGCAGGCGUAGCGGUCAUGAUCAUCAUGAUUCCUAUCAACGGUGUCAUUGCGCGUCUGAUGAAGACACUGCAGAAGGAGCAGAUGAAGAACAAGGACUCGCGUACCAAGCUGAUUUCGGAGAUUCUCAACAACAUGAAGUCUAUCAAGCUUUACGCCUGGACCACCGCUUUCGCCAGCCGUCUGAACCACAUCCGAAACGAGCAAGAGCUCAAGACGUUACGCAAGAUCGGUGCUACCCAAGCCUUCUCCACCUUCACAUGGUCGACCACUCCAUUCCUGGUAUCUUGCUCCACUUUUGGCGUUUUCGUCUGGACCCAGAGUCGUCCCCUCACUACCGACAUCGUCUUUCCUGCUUUGACCCUAUUCAACUUGCUCACGUUCCCACUUGCUAUCUUGCCUAUGGUCAUUACAGCAAUUGUUGAAGCCAGCGUUGCAGUCAGCCGUAUCACAGGUUACCUGACUGCCGACGAACUUCAAGCCGAUGCUGUUCGUCGCGAGCCUGCCGCCGAGGAAACUGGUGACGAGUCGGUUCGCAUCCGGGAUGCAAGCUUCACUUGGGACAAGAACGCCGAACGUCGUGCCCUUGAAGAGAUCAAUUUCUCUGCUCACAAGGGCGAUCUUGCGUGCAUUGUCGGUCGCGUGGGUUCCGGAAAAUCUUCACUUUUGCAGGCUGUCCUUGGCGAUCUGUGGAAGAUCAAGGGCGAGGUUGUGCUUCAUGGAAAGUCAGCUUAUGUACCACAGCAAGCUUGGGUCAUGAACGCGUCUGUGCGAGAGAAUAUUGUCUUUGGCCAUCGCUGGGAUCCCCAAUUCUACGACAAGACAGUGGCUGCUUGUGCUUUACGUGAUGACUUCGCCCAGCUUCCGGAUGGGGACCAGACGGAAGUCGGUGAACGUGGAAUCUCCUUGUCUGGCGGCCAAAAGGCACGUCUUACGCUUGCGCGUGCCGUAUACGCUCGGGCAGACGUCUAUCUUCUUGACGACUGUCUGUCCGCUGUAGAUCAGCAUGUUGGACGACAUUUGAUCAACAACGUUCUUGGUCCCAACGGUCUAUUGGCUGGUAAGACCAGGAUCCUGGCAACCAACUCCAUUCCUGUGUUAGUAGAAGCCGAUAUGAUCCUACUCCUCCGCGAGGGCAAGAUCCUCGAGAGGGGCAGCUACACUCAGCUCAUGGCGAUGAAGGGUGAGAUUGCGAGCUUGAUCAAGACAUCGCAAAACGAAGACCAGAACGAGGACAGCGCACCGUCCGAUAGCGUCACGAGCGACGAAGAUUCUACAGUGUACGGCGGAAGCCCGGCGUCGGACGAAGAUCAAGACCGGGACGAAGCCGAGGCUGCUCAGGAAGGCGCAUCACACCUUGCGCCUCUGCGAACUACCAACGGCACGGCCCGCAAACAUAGCUUCGCAACGCUUCGCCGUGCCAGCACUGCCAGUUUCAAGGGUCCACGUGGCAAGACCUCAGACGAAGAGAAUGGUCUCAAGAGCAAGCAGUCAAAGGAGUUCUCGGAACAGGGCAAGGUUAAAUGGUCAGUGUAUGCCGAGUAUGCAAAGACUAGCAACCUAGUCGCAGUUGCUAUUUAUUUAGCACUUCUAGCCGGCGCUCAGACAGCAUCUGUCGGUGCGAGUGUCUGGCUGAAGCAAUGGUCUGAGGAGAACCAGCGCGUCGGUGGCAAUUCACAUGUAGCCAAGUACAUUGGUGUCUACUUUGCGUUUGGUGUCGGUUCGGCUGCCCUUGUGGUUGUGCAGACACUCAUUCUUUGGAUCUUCUGCUCUAUCGAGGCCAGUCGCAAACUGCAUGAGCGGAUGGCGUUUGCCAUGUUCCGCUCUCCAAUGAGUUUUUUCGAAACAACACCCGCAGGACGCAUCCUCAACCGGUUCUCAAGCGAUAUCUACAAGGUUGAUGAAGUGCUAGCUCGAACGUUCAAUAUGUUGUUUGUCAACUCAGCAAGAGCUGUUUUCACCCUGGUUGUCAUCUCUGCAGGAACUCCCAUCUUCAUCGCUCUUAUUCUGCCGCUUGGCGCGUUGUAUCUCUACAUCCAGCGGUACUACCUGCGCACAUCGCGAGAGCUCAAGCGCCUGGACAGCGUCAGCCGCAGCCCCAUUUAUGCGCAUUUCCAGGAGUCGCUCAGUGGUAUGAGCACAAUCCGUGCAUACAACCAGCAGAAGCGCUUUGAGCUAGAGAAUGAGUGGAGAGUGGACGCCAACCUGAGGGCCUAUUACCCAUCCAUUAGCGCCAACAGAUGGCUAGCUGUGCGCUUAGAGUUCUUGGGGUCGUUCAUCAUCUUAGCUGCAGCUGGGCUCGCCAUCAUCUCUGUCGCUAGCCAUAGCGGUCUUACGGCUGGUAGUGUCGGUCUGGCGAUGUCAUAUGCACUUCAGAUUACCCAGUCUCUCAACUGGAUUGUUCGACAGACCGUCGAAGUGGAGACCAACAUUGUCUCCGUGGAACGCGUGCUCGAGUACGCCGCCUUGCCGAGCGAGGCGCCGGACGUCAUCUCGAAGAACCGACCACCAAUUAGCUGGCCCUCGCAGGGUGCUGUGUCGUUCAACAACUAUAGCACCCGGUACCGGCCAGGCCUUGACCUGGUUCUCAGGAACAUUGACCUGCAGAUCAAGCCGAAUGAGAAGAUUGGAGUUGUCGGGCGCACAGGUGCGGGCAAGAGCUCACUUACCCUUGCGUUGUUCCGCAUCAUCGAGCCGUCGGAGGGCCAUGUAAGCAUCGACAAUCUGAACACAAGCGCGAUCGGACUUUUGGACCUCCGCAGACGGCUGGCUAUCAUCCCCCAAGAUGCAGCGCUGUUUGAGGGUAGCGUGCGUGACAAUCUUGACCCAGGUCACGUUCACGAUGACACGGAAUUGUGGAGUGCACUAGAACAUGCGCGUCUCAAAGAGCAUGUUGCCAGCAUGCAAGGCAAGCUGGAUGCGCAGAUUCACGAAGGAGGCUCCAACCUUAGCGCAGGCCAGCGCCAACUUGUCUCGUUAGCGCGCGCUCUCCUUGCGCCGUCCAACAUCCUUGUCUUGGACGAAGCUACUGCCGCAGUCGACGUGGAAACCGACGCGAUGCUGCAGACUACGCUCCGAUCCAGCAUGUUCAAGAACAAGACCAUCAUCACGAUUGCGCAUCGCAUCAACACCAUUCUUGACAGCGACCGCAUCAUUGUGCUGGACAAGGGCACGGUGGCCGAGUUUGACAGUCCUGCGGAGCUUGUGAGGAGAAAGGGAUUGUUUUAUGACCUCGUCAAGGAAGCGAAUUUGCUCCAUUCCAUCGAGACGUAA